UUCUGUUGAACGUGAUCAUCGGCAUGUCAAACUGGAGGCUCAAAGGAACCCCAUGACAUCUCUUUAUCAUCUUUCGCGAGUGAUCUGCCCCUCGUCAGGCUACCUACCUUCUAAGAUGUCCCAGUCCACCGUUGCUGAAGAAGGAGGGACCUUUGAGCAUCUGUGGAGCUCCCUGGAGCCAGACAGCACCUAUUUUGAGCUCCCCCCAAACAGCCACCCAGGUGAACACCCACUGCCCUCUACCAGCACACCGGGGAAUCACCGCAACUCUGCAGAGGUCUCUAUGGACGUCUACCACAUGAGAGACAUGAACGACAACGUCAUGUCCCAGUACAACUUGCUGAGCAGCAGCAUGGAGAGCCUGGGGAGCCGUGCGACAUCUGCCAGCCCCUACAGCUCCGAAAACGCCUCUUCAUCAGCCGUGCCCACCCCCUCACCCUACUCCCAGCCCAACUCCACCUUUGAGGGCCUUUCGCCUGCCCCAGCAAUCCCCUCCAAUACCGACUACCCGGGGCCGCACAACUUCCAGGUGUCCUUCCAGCAGUCCAGCACUGCCAAGUCCGCCACAUGGACCUACUCUCCUUUGCUGAAGAAGCUUUACUGUCAGAUUGCCAAAACAUGCCCAAUCCAGAUUAAGCUGUCCUCGUCUCCUCCACAUGGCAGCAUCAUCAGAGCCAUGCCAGUCUACAAAAAGGCUGAGCACGUCACUGAAGUGGUCAAACGAUGCCCCAAUCAUGAACUAGGACGAGACUUCAAUGAUGGUCAAACAGCCCCAGCCAGUCACCUGAUCAGGGUGGAGGGGAACAACCUCUGUCAGUAUGUGGAUGAUCCUGUCACGGGCAGGCAAAGUGUCUUUGUGCCCUAUGAAGCUCCCCAGGUGGGGACUGAGUUUACAACUAUCCUCUACAAUUUUAUGUGUAACAGCAGUUGUGUGGGUGGCAUGAACAGGAGACCCAUCCUCAUCAUCAUCACUUUGGAAACAAGAGAUGGCCAAGUGUUGGGCAGAAGAUCAUUUGAGGGCCGGAUAUGUGCAUGUCCUGGCCGAGACCGCAAAGCUGAUGAGGACCACUUCAGGGAGCAACAGGCUCUCAACGAGAGUGUGGCCAAAAAUGGCACUGCCAGCAAACGCAGCUUUAAACAAAGUCCACCAAAUAUUCCCAGUCCAAAUAUUAACAUAAGGAAACGGCGGCAUGGAGAAGAAGAGAUUUACUAUAUUCCUGUUCGUGGUCGGGAGAACUUUGAGCUGUUGAUGAAAAUUAAAGACAGUCUGGAGCUGGUGGAGCUGGUGCCUCAGCCACUGGUGGAGUCCUACAGACAACAGACACAACAGCAGCUGCUGCAGAGACCGAGCCAUAUAACAUCCCCCUCCUGUUACUCUCCCUUGUCCGGCAUGAACAAGAUGCAUUCGCACGGAGGCCUUAGCAAGCCACCCUCAGUCAAUCAGAUGGUGGGACAACAUCCUCAGCAACACCCGAACGUCAACCCCUCCAUAGCUCAUAUGGGUCCAAACAUGCUCAACAGCAACCACAUGCAGGCCAAUGGUGAGAUGAACGGUGGCCACAGCAGUCAGAAUAUAGUGUCUGCUUCCCACUGCAGCCCACCCCCUCCGUAUAACCCUGACCCCAGCCUUGUCAGUUUUCUCACCAGUCUGGGCUGUCAGAACUUCAUUGAGUACUUCACAUCACAAGGCCUCCAGUCUGUCUACCAUCUCCAAACUCUCUCUUUGGAGGACUUGGGUGCACUGAAGAUACCCGAACAGUCCCGUCUUGCCAUCUGGAGAGGCCUGCAGGACAUGAAACAAGGUGCUUCUCUUCAGCUUCCCACAUCUACUCAUCACCAUGACUAUCAUGGCCAGCAGCUGCUUCGCUCCAGCAACAACAUGGCUGCCUCUGCGAUGGCAGCCAUUGGCACCACGGGUGGGGAACUUCAACGUCAACGUGUCAUGGAGGCUGUGCACUUUCGAGUUCGCCACACCAUCACUAUCCCCAACAGGUCUGGUGUUGUUGGGCCGUCAGGAAUGGCAGCAGCUGCUGAUGAAUGGGCUGACUUUGGUUUCGACAUGCCUGACUGCAAAGUGUCACGUAGCAAGCACUCCAUCAAGGAGGAAUUCAUGGAAAGCGAUGUUCACUGACAGCAAAGGAUAACCUGACUGCUUUACUUAUGUCAGCAUCAUCCUAUUACCAAUAAGUAGUGUCAUUCAGUGUGCUCUUAGGUGUCACUGUCUUAUUUUAGAGCAGUGAUUUUUCCAGAGAAUCAACUUCCAUUUUGCAUGUCUGAUACUUUCAGAGUGAAAAGGCGCUUUAUUGUGCAGUUUGACUUUUCGGCUUUAGCAAUUGUUUUAUUUACAGCCAAGAGCAUUAGAUGCCACACAAAAGUUGUCUCACAUCUGUAAUAGCAUUUUAAUGCAAUGCCUAUCACAAAUGAUCCAGUCAAUACUUUUUGGGACACUGAUUAGUGUGAAGAAAUUAUGUCUGGGUGCAUUGUGCAAUAAAAUGUGACACUUUUUUAGUUUUUAAACAGUGUACAAAUGUCAGAAUAGGCAUGCCACCACAGUCAGUUUGCAAGAUUUAGUUUUGUGUUUGGAAAAAAAAGAAAGUAAAGGGAAAAAAAAGGUUACACUUAUUUAUUUUUCCUUUCAGUUUCCUUUCACUUGUACAGAUGUAUAUACUAACCCUAACCCUAUCUUGUAAAUGGUUUGGAUUAGCUGUGGUUGAAAUGAAUAUUUAGAUCUUAAAUAAUAUUCUGUUUGAACUAAAUGUAUAGAACCAAAUAGUAAAUCAAACUCAUAGCUACAAAAAACAAAGACAUGUAUUUGUAAUAGCAAUAUGAAGAGCUCUGGUUCUGUAUGUUUUUUAUUAUUUCACUGUUACGAUUUGUUUGAUUGCCUUGGCAUUGAUAGUGUAUACAUUAACACAUAUUAAAAUUGAGUAUUGCUUCCA
This is a messenger RNA of Melanotaenia boesemani (Boeseman's rainbowfish), 2939 nucleotides long. It is a transcript of the gene tp73, whose product is annotated as tumor protein p73. The transcript is spliced from 14 exons. The record is from RefSeq and is a predicted model, not a curated record. NCBI's taxonomy places the organism in Eukaryota, Metazoa, Chordata, Actinopteri, Atheriniformes, Melanotaeniidae. Gene Ontology annotation, cellular component: nucleus. Gene Ontology annotation, biological process: regulation of transcription by RNA polymerase II; protein tetramerization; apoptotic process. The coding region runs from base 53 to 2131 and encodes 692 amino acids. Gene Ontology annotation, molecular function: RNA polymerase II cis-regulatory region sequence-specific DNA binding; DNA-binding transcription factor activity, RNA polymerase II-specific; protein binding.